AUGUUGUAUUUUCAGUUGGUGAUCAUGGCUGGGACUGUAAUGCUAGCCUAUUAUUUUGAGUACACUGAUACCUUCAGUGUGCAUGUGCAGGGAUUUUUUUGUUACGAUACUACCUAUACUAAACCCUACCUUGGACCGGAGGACCACAGCGCCAUCCCACCUAUCCUGUUGUAUGCUGUAGUAGCGGUUUUGCCCACACUGCUGAUCACAAUAACAGAGACGGUGCUAUUCUUGGUCCAGUAUACAUCAAAAGAGUUUGAUAAUUCAGAGAAGACGGUGGCCACGGGAGACUGCUGUUAUCUGAACCCACUGGUGCGCAGGACCUUUCGUUUCCUUGGAGUUUACACCUUUGGCCUCUUCACUGUCGACAUCUUUGUCAACGCGGGCCAGGUAGUGACGGGAAACCUGGCACCCUAUUUUAUGACCAUCUGCAAACCAAACUACACGGCACUGGGGUGCCAUAAGUCCCUUCGCUAUAUCAACCACCAGGAAGCCUGCACGGGAAACCAGAACGAAAUCCUGCACGCCCGCAAAACCUUCCCAUCCAAGGAGGCUGCUCUCAGCAUAUAUGCUGCACUCUACCUGGCUAUGUAUGUGACAUGCACAGUCCAGGUCAAAGGCACUCGCCUGGCUAAGCCAGUGCUGUCCCUCGCCCUUGUGUUUCUGGCCUUCCUCACAGGACUGAAUCGCAUUGCGGAAUACCGCAACCACUGGUCGGAUGUCAUUGCUGGCUUCAUGAUUGGCACUGCCAUCGCCACAUUCUUGGUCGUUUGCGUGGUCCAUUAUUUCAAAGGGAAGUUGCUGCUGAAUGACGACACGCCAACAGAAGUGCAGGCGAAUACAACAAUUCUGGGGAUGGGUCAUGUAGAGAGUCCUCUGGAGAAGUACAUUGCCUCACAGAAUCACAUCACUUUUGCUGAGGUCACAUGA
Messenger RNA from Nerophis lumbriciformis (worm pipefish), 930 nucleotides. NCBI's taxonomy places the organism in Eukaryota, Metazoa, Chordata, Actinopteri, Syngnathiformes, Syngnathidae. The record is from RefSeq and is a predicted model, not a curated record.